Messenger RNA from Lycium ferocissimum, 683 nucleotides. RefSeq lists its product as uncharacterized. Lineage: Eukaryota; Viridiplantae; Streptophyta; Magnoliopsida; Solanales; Solanaceae. The record is from RefSeq and is a predicted model, not a curated record. The transcript has 3 exons. The coding region runs from base 219 to 668 and encodes 149 amino acids.
GAGUAAACUAAAACUAAAAUCUAACAUGAUGUGGCCAAUAUUCAUCCUCAAACAGACACAAAAAUGAAUCAAAAUCAUAAAAAAUUCCCUCCCUUUCUUCUCUCCAUUGUGAAAACACCAAUUUACAUAGGCUUAUUUAUAUAUCUCUACACUCACAAACAAUCUAAUCCAAGAAAAAGACAAGAAACCCCUCAUAAAGUUUAGCUGAAUUACAUCAAAUGGCCACUUCUCCUUCACUUUCUUUAAAUCAUCAUCAUAGUUAUUUAAUUCCAACACAAAAUGGGGUUUCUUGGAAUUCAAGAAUUUGUGUUCCUAAACGGUGUUACUCAAGUGGAUUGACUUCAAGAAUCAAAGCUAGCUCUGUUGUUGCUGUUGAACCGGAAUUGAGAACUCCAGCUCAGGAUACUAAAGAAGCUGAAUUGUUUGCUUGCCCAAUUUGUUAUGAACCACUUAUGAGAAAAGGCCCUUCAGGAUUUAACGUACCAGCAAUCUACAGAUCGGGCUUCAAAUGUGAUAAAUGUAAUAAGUCAUAUUCAAGCAAAAAUAUCUACCUUGAUCUCACUGUGACUUCCGGAACAAAAGAAUAUAGAGAAUCUAAGCCAACUCGGACUGAGCUAUUCAGGUAUCAUAGCGCUGUUCAAAUUUCAUGCAGUUGCUUGAUUAAAUAAUUUCCAGUUUUAUUG